CUGGUCAUCAUGCAGUUGCAGCGUCAUUGUGGGCUGUCGUUUGAAUGAAGUUACAAGACACACAGAUCUUCCGCAUCCCAACUUAAACCCGGCAUUUGGAGUAGAGCUGUUUAAAGGACAAGCAAACAGAAAGAUGCCCGUAUUUACAGUGAAUGUGAAAUGGGGAAAGGAGAAGUUUGAUGCGGUGGAGCUGAACACAGAAGAGCCGCCCAUGGUGUUCAAAGCGCAGCUUUUCGCUCUAACGGGAGUUCAGCCGGAGAGACAGAAGGUCAUGGUGAAAGGAGGAACACUGAAGGAUGAUGAGUGGGGCAAUAUCAAGUUGAAAAAUGGGAUGACCCUUCUGAUGAUGGGCUCUGCUGACGCCCUGCCUGAAGAGCCUGUCGUGCGACCCAUGUUUGUAGAGGACAUGACGGAGGAGCAGCUCGCGUCUGCUAUGGAGUUGCCGUGUGGAUUGACGAAUCUGGGCAACACAUGCUACAUGAAUGCAACAGUGCAGUGUCUACGCUCCGUGCCUGAGCUCAAAGGCGCUCUCAGGAGGUAUUCUGGUGCCUUGCGGUCUUCUGGAGCUAACGCACCUUCCCAGUACAUCACAGCAGCUCUGCGUGAUUUAUAUGAGUCCAUGGACAAGACCUCGUCAAGCAUUCCUCCUAUCAUUCUGCUGCAGUUCCUGCACAUGGCCUUCCCACAGUUCGCUGAGAAAGGAGAUCAGGGCCAGUAUCUUCAGCAGGAUGCCAAUGAGUGCUGGGUCCAGAUGAUGCGGGUCCUUCAGCAGAAACUAGAACCUGAAGAACUAGAAACCCCACCAGAGACUGACAGUGAUAGUGGAGCUGCUGCCGCCACAAAAAAGAAGAAUUUCAUCGAUCAGUAUUUUGGUGUUGAAUUUGAAACUACUAUGAAAUGUACCGAGUCAGAGGACGAGGACCCAACUAAAGGCUCCGAGAGCCAGCUGCAGCUCAGCUGCUUCAUCAACCAGGAAGUGAAAUAUCUCGCCACUGGACUCCGACUGAGGCUACAGGAGGACAUCACAAAGUUCUCCCCAUCCUUACAAAGAAAUGCCCUCUAUAUCAAAUCGUCCAAAAUCAGCCGUCUCCCGGCAUACCUCACGGUUCAAAUGGUGCGGUUCUUUUACAAAGAAAAAGAGUCUGUGAAUGCCAAAGUCCUCAAGGAUGUCAAAUUUCCUCUUAUGCUGGACGUCUUUGAGCUGUGCACUCCUGAACUUCAGGAGAAGAUGCUUCCUAUGAGGACAAAGUUUAAGGAGGACGAAGACAAGAAAUUGGAGAUGCAGCAGCAGCAGCCGAAAGCGAUUCAGAAGGUUGGGGCUCCAAAGGAUAAGAAAUAUGAACCUUUCUGUUUUUCUGAAGACUUGGGCUCAAACAACAGCGGUUACUACGACCUGCAAGCGGUUCUGACGCAUCAGGGCCGAUCCAGUUCAUCUGGCCACUAUGUCGGCUGGGUUAAAAGGAAAGAAGAUGAAUGGGUGAAGUUUGACGAUGACAAGGUCAGCGUGGUGACCCCGGAGGACAUCCUGAAGCUGUCUGGUGGAGGGGAUUGGCAUAUAGCAUAUGUCCUUCUGUACGGCCCCCGGCGUCUGGAAAUACUGGAGUAACGGCGUUUCACGGAGGAAACUUAAACCAUAAUUGCCAUUUUCAAAGCACUGUCUGUAUAGAUGUGCAAAUAAAUUUGUGUCUUUAAAAACACGACCUUAAUUUCUGAACUCUUCAUGCAUCAACUCAAGUGGCGUAUCUGUUAAGGGUGUUUUCCCCCUUUCAUGGAUGGUAGAUUGAUGGACCUGAUCCUUUUUAUUGGACUUUUUUUUAAACGUUUUCUAUACGCAUUGAAUAUUUUUUAAGCCUGUGAAAAGGUGUUCAUGCUCAAUAGACAGAAUCCCACCACAGAAGUAGUGACUCGGUAUCUAAAGAUGUUCUUGGCCACGAGUUUUGGACAUGUAAAUGUGAAUUUGGAUCUCUCCAAAAGGAUCGUGUGUCUGAGCGAUCAAAGGUGGAUUUCAUAUCAAAGCACUUUGAGAAGAUGUUGUUCUGCUCGAUUACUGCUUCUGUCUUCUAGCUGCCAUUCAACAAAUGCCACUGUAAUCUUAUCUGUCCUGAAAUACUCAAAUACAAUCAAACUAAGAGAAUUUACCUCUGUAAUAAGUUAUUGUUUACUGGCUUUUCAUAAACCGUGAAAACAAAUAAACAUGCCAUUAACACCCUUGUGUGCAUUUUA
Messenger RNA from Pimephales promelas (fathead minnow), 2223 nucleotides. It is a transcript of the gene usp14, whose product is annotated as ubiquitin specific peptidase 14 (tRNA-guanine transglycosylase). Gene Ontology annotation, molecular function: protein binding; cysteine-type deubiquitinase activity; proteasome binding. Gene Ontology annotation, biological process: protein deubiquitination; proteasome-mediated ubiquitin-dependent protein catabolic process; regulation of proteasomal protein catabolic process. Lineage: Eukaryota; Metazoa; Chordata; Actinopteri; Cypriniformes; Leuciscidae. The record is from RefSeq and is a predicted model, not a curated record.